This is a messenger RNA of Epinephelus moara (kelp grouper), 2500 nucleotides long. RefSeq names its product zinc finger MYM-type protein 1-like. Bases 997 to 2349 code for a protein of 450 amino acids. NCBI's taxonomy places the organism in Eukaryota, Metazoa, Chordata, Actinopteri, Perciformes, Serranidae. Gene Ontology annotation, molecular function: protein dimerization activity. The transcript has 3 exons. The record is from RefSeq and is a predicted model, not a curated record.
UGCUUAUAAUUUCUUUAUGAAAAUGAACGCUGAUUGGAUGUCGCGGCACAGCGUCACGCGAUGUCGCUUGAAAAGUUCAAAUUUUUCAACUUCAAGCGACACACGCGAUGAGGCGAUGGACGCGUCAUCGCUUCAUCGCGUCGCUCUUAUCGCCUGAAACGCGUCGCCCGAAGCGACAUCGCGUGUCAUCGCGUCAUUUACAUUGAUUUUGAAUGGAAACUUGUGGCGUUCAUCGCGUCCAUCGCGUUUGGUGUGAACGCACAGUAAAGGCCGAGUCGGUCGGUGACAGAGUGGAUAUCUGAAGACACUGACAAUGAUGGACGCGGACAUUCAAGACAGGAUUUCAGCAGCAGCCCCUGAAUUCAAUCAGGUUUCUUCUCCAAAUUCCAUUUGAGAGGAGAACAUUGGUGGAAAAAUUACAAAUAAAACAGCUCGGCCCAGAUCAACCGGACAUCAAAAUUAGCCAACAAGCCAGCGAAAAAGGUAAAGUUUAUACGAGAGGCUUCUCGUGUAAUUGGUACAACAGGAAGACUUGGCUAGCUGGAUGCAGUCAUGUAAAUGCGGUAUUUUGCUUCCCAUGUUUACUUUUUAAAACGGCGGGGACAGAUACGACAUGGACUGUUACAGGAGUGAGGGACAUGAAGCAUUUACCUGAGAAGAUUAAGAAACAUGGGUGUACGAGGGCACAUAUGGAGAACACCGUCAAGCUAGCCAUGCUAGGCAGAGCUAACAUCGCUAUGCAGCUGGACGAAGGUCACAGGAUUGGUGUGAGGAAGCACAACGAAGAGAUAGAGAUAAAAGAUAAUUGAAUUCUGCGGGGCUUUUGAGCUGGCUUUGCGUGGCCACAAUGAGACGGAGUCCUCAGACAACCCAGUUGUUUUCAGGGGCUUAGUCGAUCUGGUCGCCUCGCUCGAUGCUGUACUGGAGGAGCACCUGAAGACAGCGACGGUUUUCAAAGGCACCUCAAAGACUGUGCAGAACGAACUGUUGGACUGCAUGCUGUCAGUGCUUAAAACUCACAUUCUGGAGGAAGUAAAAAAUGUGGAUUAUCUUGCUAUUCAGGCAGAUGAGACAACUGACAUUUCCACCCACUGCCAGUUGGUGCUUGUGCUACGGUACAUCGACACCCAUAACAACAUCCAAGAGCGUUUUUUCGAGUUCAUACCUCUUCAGAAUGCAACUGCUGACACAAUCGCCACAUCAUUGUUGGAGAGGCUGAGCACCAUCCUCCCUGCCGGACAGGAGAGCAGACUGAUCGCCCAGGCCUAUGAUGGGGCAGCAGUGAUGAGGGGAGCCACAGGUGGAGUACAGCGUAAAGUAAGGGAUGUGUACGCAAGUGCACACUACGUCCACUGCUAUGCCCAUCAGCUCAACCUCAUCAUGCAGCAGGCAACAUCUCACAUCCCCAGGAUCAGUACUUUCUUUUCAGACCUUGGUGGAUUUGCUGCAUUCUUCUCCCAGUCAUUCAAGCAAACCAGUGUGCUUGAUCAAGUGGUGGCACACAGACUUCCUAGAACUUUGACAACCAGGUGGAACUUCCACAGUCGUGCUGUUAACACUGUGUAUGAGCACAGGGAUGAUCUCCUUCAGUGUUUCCAGACCAUCAGAGACUCUGGUGACUUUGAUCCUCUAACUGUCAGAGAGGCCGGGGGCUUUGUGAGAAUGCUGGAAGAUGAGGAUUUCUGCUUUUUCCUGGCAUUGUUUCACAAGAUCAUGCCACACAUGGACAUGCUGUUUAACCAGCUGCAGAAGAGGAACAUCGACUCGGUCUACAUCACAGGAGUCAUCCAGAGGUUCACCGACCGCAUGCAAAACAUCAGGGACUCCAUUCAUUCUCUGGGUGAGGAAUACAUUAGAUCUGUGCAGCAGCAGCCCACAAAGAAAUGGAGGAAACUUGGACAAGGAGAACAGCAGCAGUUGGCUACAGAGUUCCCGGAUGCAGCAGUGGAAACCACCGUGGAGGCCUACCCCAUGUUGAACAAGGCCAAGCUCAGAACAGAGCUAUCCCUCAUCUAUGAGAACGACGAGUUCAAGGCUUGCGGUGGUGCACUGACUCUGUUCCAGUUUUUCAUGGAGAACAACCUUCAGGCCACAUUUGCUGAGACUGUCAGUCUUUUCAAGAUUCUCAUCACCACACCCAUGACAACAGCAGAAUCAGAGAGGUGCUUCUCUACUUUAAAGAGGAUCAAGACCUUCCUGAGGAACACCAUGACGCAGGAUCGCCUGAAUGCUCUGGCCAUGCUCUCCAUGGAUAAAAACCUUGUCAGAAACAUCCCUGACUUCAAUAAUAGGGUCAUUGAGAGCUUUGCCACUCAGAAGGACAGAAGGGCAAAAUUCCUGUACAAAUAGAUAUCAGGCACACACACACACACACACACACACACUAGGGCUGGGCGGUAUGACAAAAUUUUCAUAUCACGGUUUUAAGAAAAAUCAUAUUGGUUUCACGGUAUUUCACGGUAUUUUGCUCAGGUUCGGCCAACUUGACAUGCUGCUGUGU